UUUAGGGUUUACAGCACCGCCACCAUCGCCGACUCUUCCCUCUCUUAUCGGUGAAACCGUUACUCAUUCAUUGCAUUGCAGACAUGGCAUUGCCGGCGAAUAGAGAUCACACUCCCAAAUCUGAUUCCACAAACCCGUGCUGCGAGCAGUGGAAGAAGAAAUACUUGAAGGCGCAAGAAUUGCGGAAUGCUCUGCGCCAAGCCGUUAAUGUUCUUGAACUUAAAAUUAACGAAAUUCAGGCACAGAAAAACAAAGCAUCUGUGGUCAAAGCUGAAACACAGGAAAAAUUGGAAGAGGUCAAUUCUAGAGUACCUUUAGAGAAUGAAAACUGUAGCUUCAAGUCUCAGAUUGCUAACCAUUCGACUCAGAAGGAGCAUGGCAGCAAUGAUCGGGAUGGAGAUGAGAAUGAGAAGUUACGCGGUUUACUAGCUGAUGGGGAAAAGGAAAUUGGUAGAAUGAAGGAGCUUCUAGACGUGGAGAAGAGAAGGGCUGAUUCUGAGAGUAAGAAAGCUGCAGAAGCUUACAAGUUGCUAGAAAAAGAGAAGAAUAAGACUGCAGAUAAGGGGGAGACUGCCAGAAUUGAGGGGGAGAAGGCGGAGGAGUAUAGGAUUCAGGUUGCACGAUUGGAGAAACAAGUUAAUGAAACAAAAACAAAGUUGGCAUCGGAGAUGUCUAAGUUUAAAGAGGCAACCAAAAAGUUUGAGACUGAAAAGCGCAAGAUAUUAGCAGAAAAAAGAAAUGCUGAGUUAGGGAUGGCAAAAGCUAAUGAAAAUUUUGAGGUUGAAAAACGCAAGAUAUUAGCAGAUAAAAGAAAUGCUGAGUUGAGGAUGGCAAAAUCUAAUGAGGUUGAAAAAUGCAAGAUAUUAGCAGAAAAAAGAAAUGCUGAAUUAGCAAUGGCUAAAGCUAUUGAAAAUUUAGAGGUUGAAAAACGCAAGGCCGAUGAGGAAAAAAGGCGUGCAGAUGCAGAGAUGGUUAAACUGGAGCAGCAGAAGGCACUUGCAGAAGAUAACUGGAACAAGUUCAUGAAAGAGAAACAUCUUGCCAAUCAGAUGUCUCAGCAAGUAGAAGAGGAUAAGCGAAUGAUUGAGGAUUUGAAACAGAAAAUCGAUGAACUCUCAUCUUUGAAAAAACCAAUUGAAAUGACUGCUGAUGUCAAUGUGAAAGCUGGAGGUUCAAAAGUGAAGCUUUUGAAAAACAAACUAAAGCUUGAAAAGCUACGAGCAAAACAUGCCAGGCAAAAAUAUAAGUUAGAAGCAAGUCGUUUCAGCGUUUUACAGCAUGAAUUAGGUCGUCUAAAGGUUGAUUUCAUUCAACUUGUACAUCGCCUUGAUAUACUGGAUGCAUCCUUUUCACCUGUUGCUGGAAGUAUACAUGACCAAACAAAGUCUCAGAAUAUACUAGACAUGCAGAACUCAAAUGUCACAAGGCAAGUCUGCCAUCUAAAUUUGUCUCAGAUGCAUGGCCAAUUUGAAAAUGAGUUUUUGGAUCCAUGCUGCACAACUACAGAUACACGUGAUCCAUUGAGGAAAAACAUGCAGCAUACUCCGCUCCUUGGUCUAUCUAGUGGAAAUUACUCUCAAUCCAUCACAGGUAUUGAUUCUAAAUUGGGGCCUCUUGUUAGAGGAUCCAACAGAACAAAGUUACAGAGUUCUGCAGUGAAUUCCAGUACAGAAUCUUUUUCUGAUAGACAGUUGAUGGGCUCACAGGAAACAACUACUUUUCCAGUUUCUGCAUCAGCACCAUUGACGCAGGAGAUCUUUAAUGCUAGGCAAAGCAUCUGCAAUCCAUAUGAUAGAUCUGUUACCGUGCACCAUUUGAAGAGGAAAAGAAUCCAUGAUGCCGUUGAAUAUAUUGCAAAUUUGUCAUCUGAGAAACUCUCUGAUUUGCAUGGUUUGUUGUACAGAAAGUUUGGCAAAUGCUUAGAGGGAGAAAGAGAUGUGCUUCCUAAUCUGAACAAUUUACAUGUAAAGGAUAACAGGGCCCACAAGAAGAGAAAGAAAUCUCAUAGGGAAAAAGUGGACAUGAUACCUUGGGUUAACAGGGAUGAGAAAAGGGGCAUAGAUGAGGCCAACAAUGAGGUCUACAAUGAUGCAAAUGCUUACAGACGCACUUCCUGCCCUGCCUCAUAUACUUUAGAAACCACUCAAGCAUGUGGGGAGAGGACAUGUGAUGCUGCAAAUAAUCUUGAUUCCAUAAUUAGUUUUGACACAGUGAAUGGUGGAAGUUAUAUGAAGUUAUUAGAAUUGGAGAAUGCUACCAAUGAGGAAUGCUAUAGAAGAGUGAUGGAUUGUCCCUUGUCUCCAUCUCUUCCUGAAAUUGAAUUUCAUGAAACUUGUGCUGCAGAUAAUUUGAUUAAUCCCUUUCUAGAGGAAUCACUUCAAGAAGACAUGUUGAGUUCAAGAACGGACCUGUUUCCUUCACCUUUCUUUGAUGUACUUAGAGUUGAAAUCAAUUCUAAUGAACAAAAGUUUGAUGUUUCUGGAGUUCCUUAUAGUUUGCAGAAUAGGUCUACACAGGCUAAAAAAGCUGAGGUUGCAAAUUUGCCACAUAUGCACACUCCAGAAGAUUCAAGGACUGCUUCUUUGAUGGAGGAUGGAGUUGGAUCUUUACACAAUCAACUUCCUGAAUUUUGUGUUGUCUUUUCAAAUAUCAAGGACAAUAGUACCAUAUCUAGGAUACUUGUUGCUACAAAAAGUUGUAUAGCUAGGUGCAAUUUGGCUACUCAAACAGGCUGGGCAGUUAGUAACAUUCUAACUGCACUUAAAGUGGAAGAUAAACUCUCACAGAAGGAGAAUGUUUCAGUAUUGUUAACACUGCUGCUGUUCAACUUUACUGUGACUACAACAAAGACAUUUGGGAAACUAUGGGAUGGGAGUUUUUUUGACUGCUUGAAAUCUUAUUCUGAACAUAUUUGCACAGUUUUGUCCCGUCCAGAGACAAGAAAUCUUUUUGUAGAGAAUUAUCCUUUGCAUGAGUUUCUUGGCCUCAUUGAAGAUUUUCUUAUUGAAGGAAAAGUUAUAGUAAAGAAUAGAUUAGAUGCUGAGACUUGGUCAGAUUGUGAUUUGAGAGCCAAUGAUUUUCGGGAUUGUGUUAAUGAAGUAUCUUCUGAUGUAGCUUCAAAUGAACAAUUGUUAGCUGGAAGUGUUAUAUUAGCAUCGGUAUGCGCUGCAACUGAUCAUGUUGGGUUUGUUUGUGAGGCUUCAUAUGAGAUUCUUAGAUUGUGCAAAUGGGAUUCUUUAAUGGUGCUGACUAUUCUUCAUAUUUUUGCUUAUCUGGGUGGAGAAAAGUUUUUUGACUUGGAUAAUUUUGGUUUAGUGAUGACUGUUUUGAAGUCUCUGGUUAUGUCUCUUGAGCAUGGGAGCCUAUCCGAUGGUACUGCUUGUCUUCCUUCAAUAAACCAGCUACAUACUGAAUUUUGUAUGAAUGUCAAAUGCCCAUUCUUGGAAGGUGCUGAAUCUGUUGAUGUAGUUGCAUGUUUGCUCUUGGAAGAGAUAAAAAACUGUUGGCCUCAAGGGAUUAAACGAGUUGAUUUGUCUGAUUCUAGAUUCAUGUCGGACACUUAUAAUGCUGGACAUUGCUUUAAUCAGGAAGCGGCUCAAUGUGCCGUUAAAAAGAACUGUGAUGUGCCUUGUUAUUUGAAAAAGUGUGUGAUUUCUGCUUCUCCACCAGAUGCCCUUAAUAAUGUUGCCUUUUGUCACCUUAGUGAUGUCCUGUCAUUGGUGGAACUGGUAGCAAACAGAAUGAACUGGCACUGGACAGAUGUCAAACUUGUUCCUCAGCUUCUGAAUAUACUCGACUCAUGUGUAGAGGAAAACUUUGCUAUUGCUAUAAUUGUUCUUCUUGGUCAACUUGGGAGGAUUGGAAUUGAUGUUGGUGGAUAUGAAGACCAAGGAGUUGGAAACUUGAGAUGUAGUUUGUUUUCUUAUUUAUGCUGCACAACUUCCAUGAAUGCAGGCCUUUCACUUCAAAUUGCCACUGCCACUGCUCUUUUUGGCCUUCUUCCUGUUGAUCUUAACGCCCUUCUUCAUACUAACAUCAAUUUUCCAGCAUUUUCCAAAUCUGUUUCUGACAAUGCUGAGACUUUGAGGAAGUGGUUCUCUGGUCUGGAUAAAGAUCAGCAGAAAUUGCUGUCUGAUAUUUUAAAACGCACUGGUGUAUAUAACAAGUAAAAAUUUUGUCAGUACUUUCACAUGAAUUAAAAUACGAUUCCCUUGACAAUGCUCUUGGAGAAGUUUUGUAGAUUGACCAAUUUUUAGAAAUUAGAUGCGGUUGAUUCAAUCAGGUUGAGAGGCUUCACUUUGGCUUGGAUGCUGGUGAAGUUUGUAUAUAAUUUUUUUUUGGCUGUAAACGUGUAAAUUUGUUGUUAUUUUAUUUAUUGUUAAAACAUGUUAGAGAAAUUAAAUGCGUUAGCCCAAAAGGAAUUGUCUACGUAUACAUCUGUCUAUCUGAGCAUAGUUUCUACUGAGACUCGUGAGCCUACUAACUCAAGAGAGAGUUACUGGAUCAGCAAGAAAACGGAGAGGAUACAACAUGGAAGAAGAAAACCAUGAGCAAAGAGAGGAGAACUGUAGAAAGAAUUCGGCCUGAGGUUGGAGCAUGAAGUGGGAUAUUUUCUUUUUUAUUUUAC
Molecule: messenger RNA, 4627 nt
Organism: Abrus precatorius (Indian licorice)
Lineage: Eukaryota; Viridiplantae; Streptophyta; Magnoliopsida; Fabales; Fabaceae
Exons: 8
Coding region: 84-4169 (1361 amino acids)
Source: RefSeq, a predicted model, not a curated record